This is a messenger RNA of Diutina rugosa, 1998 nucleotides long. RefSeq names its product bifunctional UDP-glucose 4-epimerase/aldose 1-epimerase (gene GAL10). Gene Ontology annotation, cellular component: cytosol. NCBI's taxonomy places the organism in Eukaryota, Fungi, Ascomycota, Pichiomycetes, Serinales, Debaryomycetaceae. The record is from RefSeq and is a predicted model, not a curated record. Gene Ontology annotation, biological process: beta-D-galactose catabolic process via UDP-galactose, Leloir pathway. The transcript has a single exon. Bases 1 to 1998 code for a protein of 665 amino acids. Gene Ontology annotation, molecular function: UDP-glucose 4-epimerase activity; carbohydrate binding.
AUGGAAUACAUCUUGGUCACCGGCGGCGCCGGUUAUAUUGGGUCCCAUACCACCGUCGAGCUCAUCAACAACGGCUACAACGUCGUCAUUGUUGAUAACCUCUGCAACUCAUCCUACGACUCUGUCGCUCGAAUUGAGUACAUUGUGGGGAAGAAAGUUCCCUUUGUCAAGUGUGACUUGCGUGACACCGAUGCCCUCAGCCUGGUGUUUGAACAGUAUAAGAUCACCGGCGUGAUCCACUUCGCCGCUCUUAAAGCGGUGGGGGAACUGGUGAAGAUGCCGUUGGCCUACUACGAGAAUAACUUAAGUGGUACCGUCAAUUUGUUGGAAGUGAUGAAGAAGUACCAAGUGAAGACGAUUGUGUUCUCGUCGUCGGCCACCGUCUACGGUGACGUCACUCGUUUCGGUGAUGAUCGCUACAUCCCCAUCCCUGAAGAUUGUCCCAUGGACCCCACCAACCCUUAUGGCCGGACUAAGUUCAUGAUGGAGUGUAUUCUCAAGGACAUUUACCAAUCGGAACCAGAGCAAUGGCGUGUUGCUAUCUUGCGCUACUUCAACCCCAUUGGGGCGCACCCCCUGGGGAUCAUUGGUGAGGACCCCUUGGGUAUCCCCAACAACUUGUUGCCGUUUUUGGCUCAAGUGGCUAUUGGCAGACAGCCCAAGCUCAGAGUGUUCGGCUCAGACUACAACUCUCACGACGGUACUCCCAUCAGAGACUACAUCCACGUGGUUGACUUGGCCAAGGGCCACAUUGCUGCGCUCAACUACCUUGAAAAGCAACUGAGCUUGUACCGCGAAUGGAACUUGGGCUCGGGCAAGGGCUCCACCGUUUUCGAUGUUUACCAUGCGUUUUGCAAAGCUGCUGGCAUGGAACUCCCCUACGAAGUCGUUGGCCGUCGUGCAGGUGAUGUGCUCGAUUUGACGGCUAACCCCACUCGAGCCAACAAGGAGCUUGAAUGGAAGACUGAGCUCACUGUGGACGAAGCUUGUGUCGACUUGUGGCGCUGGACGACCCAAAAUCCUUAUGGUUACAACAUCAAGGACUACAAGUACGCUGCUUUCGACACUUCUCGCAUCCACCACAUCACGAAGGGUAACUUGGACUUGGCCAUCCUCAACUACGGCGCUACUAUCCAAUCCCUCAAGUUCAAUGGUCAAGAACAGGUUCUUGGGUUCAACGAAUUGAGCGACUACCAGUCGGACGCCAAUCCCUAUUUCGGUGCUACAAUCGGACGUUAUGCUAAUAGAAUCAAAGGAGGUGAGUUUACUGUUGACGGCAGUAAGUACCAGGUGACUACUAACAACAACAACAACUGCUUGCAUGGUGGUAGCAAGAACACCUGGAACAAGGCCGAGUGGUUUGGUCCUGCCAUCUACACCGAAAAGGAUUCCUAUGUAUUGAAGUUUAAGUUGGUGGAUUCAAAGAGUGAAGACGGGUUCCCUGGAGCGGUUGAGGCUAUCGUCACCUACACCAUUCUGGAGCUGAACAAGGUUUCGAUUGAAUACCAAGCUACCACCGGCACCAAGACCCCUUUGAAUGUCACCAACCACACCUACUUUGCCGUCGAUGGAUCGCUGACUAUUGAUGACUUAAACGUCACUUUAAAUGCUCCUAACAAAUUGAAACUUGAGCUGGGCUUACCCACGGGCACAAUCGAAGAAGCUAAGCAAACUGAGCUCAAACCACUCAAGGAUGUCAAAUUGGACGACUACUUUGUCGUGUCUACCGACUCGAAACUUGACACUCGUCAAUCUGCACUCAAACAAGUGGUGCGAGUUGCUGGCAAAAAGACUACUUUGAUUGUGCUGACCACUGAGCCAGGCUUCCAAGUGUACACUGGUGAUUUCAUCAAUGUGGGAGACUACAAGUCUCGUUCUGGCUUGGCGAUUGAACCUUCUCGUUUCGUUGAUGCUAUUAACAAUGACCAGUGGAGCUCUCAAGUUUUGGUUUCGAAGGGCGAAACCUACGGGUCCAAGAUCGAGUAUCAUUUUUCCUGA